AUGCAGGGCAAGGCGGCGCUGGGCUCCCCGGGCGGCGGCGGCGGCGGCGAGCUGCAGGCGGCCGAGGCGCAGCGCGCCAAGAAGCGCAAGAAGAAGCGCGGCUCCUGCUUCUCCAGCAUCCAGGUCUUCCUGGUGUCCGAGUGCGCCCUCAUGCUGGCGCAGGGCACGGUGGGCGCCUACCUGGUGAGUGUCCUGACCACCUUGGAACGAAGGUUCAACCUUCAGAGUGCUGACGUGGGCGUCAUCGCCAGCAGCUUUGAGAUCGGGAACUUGGCCCUCAUUCUUUUUGUGAGCUACUUCGGUGCCCGGGGACACAGGCCGCGUUUGAUCGGAUGCGGGGGGAUCGUUAUGGCUCUUGGAGCUCUUCUUUCUGCUCUUCCUGAAUUCUUGACUCACCAGUAUGAAUAUGAGUCCGGGGAGAUUCGUUGGGGGGCCGAAGGGAGGGAUGUGUGCGUGGUCAACGGAUCUACCAGGGACGAGGGACCAGACCCGGAUCUAAUCUGUAGGAACCGGACUGCCACAAACAUGAUGUACUUGCUUCUCAUUGGAGCGCAGGUCCUCCUAGGGAUUGGUGCUACUCCUGUGCAACCUCUAGGAGUUUCCUACAUCGAUGACCAUGUGAGGAGGAAAGAUUCUUCCCUGUAUAUAGGGAUCUUGUUUACAAUGCUGGUGUUCGGACCAGCCUGCGGUUUUAUCUUGGGCUCUUUCUGUACCAAAAUCUAUGUGGAUGCUGUCUUCAUCGACACAAGCAAGCUGGACAUCACCCCUGAUGACCCGCGGUGGAUUGGCGCAUGGUGGGCGGGCUUCCUGCUCUGCGGUGCCUUACUGUUCUUCUCAUCCCUGCUGAUGUUUGGGUUCCCACAGUCCCUGAUCCGCCGGCCGGAGCAGAUGGCAGAGGCCGAGGAAGCCAUGCUGCCAGAUCAGGACUACGAGAGGCCCAAGCCAAGCAAUGGGGUUAUCCGGCAACACUCUCUGGAAGCAGAAGACGGCAGCUCCUGUCUCCAGCAGCUGAGAGUGAUCCCAAAAGUAACCAAGCACUUGCUCUCCAAUCCUGUAUUCACCUGCAUCGUCCUGGCUGCAUGUAUGGAGAUCGCUGUGGUUGCUGGCUUCGCGGCCUUCCUCGGGAAGUAUCUGGAACAGCAAUUCAAUCUCACAACAUCGUCGGCGAACCAGCUGCUGGGCAUGACGGCGAUUCCGUGUGCGUGCCUGGGCAUCUUCCUGGGGGGCCUCUUAGUCAAGAAGCUGAGCCUCUCUGCACUGGGAGCCAUUCGAAUGGCGAUGCUAGUCAACUUGGUAUCCACGGCGUGCUACGUCUCUUUCCUCUUCCUGGGCUGUGACACGGGGCCUGUGGCUGGGGUUACUGUUCCCUAUGGAAACAACUCAGUACCAGCCUCGGGCUUGGUCCCAAAUUCUGCCUGCAAUAACAACUGUAAAUGCCAAACCGAUUCCUUCACUCCGGUCUGUGGGGCAGAUGGGAUCACCUACUUAUCCGCCUGCUUUGCGGGAUGCACUAGCACGAAUCUUACUAGCUGCGCAUGCCUCAGUUUGGUCUCAGCCGAGAAUGCCACAGUUGUUCCGGGGAAAUGCCCCAGCCCAGGUUGCCAAGAAGCCUUCCUGACAUUCCUCUGCGUGAUGUGUGUUUGCAGCAUGAUCGGGGCCAUGGCGCAGACCCCCUCCGUCAUCAUUCUCAUCAGAACAGUGAGCCCAGAGCUGAAGUCGUACGCUUUGGGAGUCCUCUUCCUACUCCUCCGUCUGUUAGGUUUUAUUCCACCCCCUCUGAUCUUUGGAGCAGGAAUUGACUCGACAUGUCUGUUCUGGAGUACGUUCUGUGGCGAGCAAGGAGCAUGCACGCUCUACGACAACGUCAUCUACCGACACCUUUAUGUGAGCAUCGCAAUAGCCCUGAAGUCCUUUGCGUUCAUCCUAUAUACUACCACCUGGCAGUGCUUGAGGAAAAAUUAUAAGAAAUACAUCAAGAACCAUGAAGGGGGACUCAGCACCAGUGAGUUCUUUGCCUCCACUUUGACCCUGGACAACCUAGGGCGGGACUCCAUUAGUCAGAACCCAUCUCACAGGACAAAAUUUAUCUACAACCUCGAAGAUCAUGAAUGGUGUGAAAACAUGGAGUCUGUUUUAUAGUGACUACAGGGCUAUGUUGAUCACCCAAGGAUCUUUUUUAAAGUAAAGAGAGAGAAAGAAAAUAUAAUAUAAGAGGGUGUUUUGGAAAGUACAAGCAAAAUGGCAGCCUGCACUAUAUUGUCAUCAAUUGCCAUAAUUUUCUGAAACGCUGGCCUACAUACUAGGAGAGUGCUGAAAGACCUCUGUCCUCUUUCUAGAAAGGAGACGUAGGCGAGUUUUAAGAGAGUGGGAUCAUUCUUCAAAUUCUGCUCAAGAAACAGAGAAAACAGGGAAAAAAAAGAAAUAGAGAAAACGGGAAGCUGUACAUCAAGAUACCGGAUGCAUCGGCCAGAGGCGCGAUGGAUGGAAAUUUGGGGAGUUCCACCAUUUUGUUGGAGAGCUGAGCAAAGGGACAUUUUUGGGGUAAAAAUGCAAAAUGAUCAUCUUUAAAAUAACAAAACCCCUACAAACCAGGAGUAGACAGGAACCGUAGCAGGACUCUUGAGUAUCCUGGGUGGGGGGCACCUUUGCAAUACAAGCUAUAAGGGUGUAGCUAAAUUGGGUGCUGUACAGUUGCAGUGUUUUCCUGUCUCUCUCCCUGUUGGAUGUCAAAAGAGGAGCCAUGUUCGGUUUUCCCAGCUACAUUAACACCAUGAUCACCAGCCAUAAUUCAAGCAGACAUGCCCAGACAGUGGUUCAGACGUCUUGAACCCACGCACGUCACCUCGUCAGUCCCCAAACACCAGCAGCUUUUUUUGUUAACAUAGUUCAAACUUUUGGGGCUGGGGCUGUACCUGGUUGUGCCAGUAGAGGAAAGGGUGGCAGAGCCCUCGGGUGACCCUUACCAAGCUUUUGUUACCUUUUCAAGGUCUAAUGGGGAAGGCAGAUGUUUCUGUUUAGAGAGGUGGGGAACCACACAUUGCCUCCCAAGCAAAUAGACAUCUUUAUGUCCAAUUGUGAGCUCUGGAAAAAUGAAACAGGACUGUUGACUGUGGAAGGUGAUUCUCCGCUUUUUAAAAUGUUUGCAAUAUUUUUUUCCCGGAAGUGCAGCAGAGGGAAUGAUGGACAUAUAUAUAUAAAUUCUAAAUCUAUUGUGCCACUUUGCAAAUGUAACAGCAGGCUGCCCUGCCGGAAGUGACGACAAACGCACUUCCUUAACGUGGGAAGCAACUGGCCAAUCCAGCACUUGACUUCUUUCUGAUCCGUAGGCUGGGAUGCUUUACAGGGGCACAUCAGAUGGCCUUCUGGCGUACAUCUCUGUCACUUCCACCCAAUGUUCCCUCCACGUAGAAAAGUAGAUGUGGUGAAAGUCUUUCCGACAAACUGAUUUUCUCUGGCCAUGGAAUUAGGAUGUAUAUGUCUGAAGUGCAAGUUCCCAUGAUCAGGGUAGAGUGGGCCUUCCAGGUCAAUUUAAUAAGACAGAUAAUGUUUUAUCUUCUGUGUUCAGGCCUUUGCAAAGCCUUUACACUGUUGGCAGGGCUUUGUAAAAAUUGCCAACUCUUCCCCCGUGCCCC
Molecule: messenger RNA, 3632 nt
Organism: Eublepharis macularius
Lineage: Eukaryota; Metazoa; Chordata; Lepidosauria; Squamata; Eublepharidae
Gene: SLCO3A1
Product: solute carrier organic anion transporter family member 3A1
Exons: 10
Coding region: 1-2139 (712 amino acids)
Biological process (GO): sodium-independent organic anion transport; prostaglandin transport; transmembrane transport
Cellular component (GO): membrane
Molecular function (GO): protein binding
Source: RefSeq, a predicted model, not a curated record